AUGUCAGUAGUCUUCUUUGAUCCAUCAUCUCCUAUGAAGAUGAUGAAUCACAACUCCCCAUCUGCUCUUCCUGUUGGUGAUAGAGUACAAUCCCCUCCUAAAAAGAAGAUUCUCACUAAACUCAAGACAACCGUUUUGAUUCAAAAAGAAUCAAUACUUGCCAAUGAGAAUCCAUGCGAUCACCACCAUGUGAAUAAUUAUUAUAAUAAUGGUGGCCAUUAUCCAACAACGACGAACUCUCAGACUUGUCCUCCCAAUACUCCAACGACUCCAUCCAACACCAGUCAAUGCAGUAAUCAAUCGAAUUCAAGUGCAGCUUCGGGUCUGUUGUGGAGUUUCUCUCAAGAGUACAACAAGAAACAACUUCCAACUUUUAAAAACUUUAAGACCAAAGCUGUGAAAGGAGGUUUUCAGUCAGAUUGGAAAGCAACAGGACCCAUCAUGACACACACUCUGAGUUCUUCAUCAACAACAACCUCCUCAAGCUCUAAUAGUUGUUGUUCAACUCCAAUCACAACCACCUUGAUGACACCAACCAAUCAUGUGUCGAUGAUGACCACAACAAUCGCCACACCACAAGGAAAGAAAAAGAAGAAGAAUCAAGUCAUUCCUCAGCAAGGGCUUGUUAUUUCUCCAUCUCAAACAAGCAUUUCUGAUCAAUCGCCAAUUAGUCUCGAAAGUGUGGAUUCACACUCGAGCAAUGAUUUGAUUUGGGUUCCUCAUUCACCUACCAUGAACCAAGCUGUUGUGUCCAUUCCAACAUGCACUGCCUCUAUUGCUGCUACUUCUACUACUAGUGCUUCAUCUACUAACCAAACGUGUCAUUUGAUUUUUUCUAACUUGACUUCACAAAAGAAGAAACCCCUCGCAAAGAAGAGAUUGGAAAAUUCUUCCAAAGUUUCAACGAGUGUUGCUACUACUACUACGACUGCCAUGAAUGCAAAUCCAACUACUACAAUGAAUUCAUCACCCAAUUUUGCAAAUAACAUUGUUCAGAAGGAUGAGAAUGCAACACAUCCAACACAAUAUCUCUCAGAGAAUCCUCAUCCUUCCUUAGCCAGAAUUGAAAAACCGGCUCAUAAAAUGUCUUCAUCCUUACCAAGGAAAACUAGAGAACGAAUUACCAUUCAAGAACUAUUGAACUAA
This is a messenger RNA of Naegleria fowleri, 1146 nucleotides long. RefSeq lists its product as uncharacterized. The coding region runs from base 1 to 1146 and encodes 381 amino acids. Lineage: Eukaryota; Heterolobosea; Eutetramitea; Acrasida; Naegleriidae. The record is from RefSeq and is a predicted model, not a curated record. The transcript is spliced from 2 exons.